Tauraco erythrolophus (red-crested turaco) is the source of this 698-nucleotide messenger RNA. The record is from RefSeq and is a predicted model, not a curated record. Lineage: Eukaryota; Metazoa; Chordata; Aves; Musophagiformes; Musophagidae.
GGGCAGCAGGCCAAAACAAACAACACUUCAUUACAAAGAACACGGCCAAGCUCGACCGAGAAACAGAAGAGCUGCACCAUGACAGAGUUCCGCUGGAGGUGGGCAAAGUGAUCCAGCAGGGCCGGCAGAGCAAGGGCAUGACGCAGAAGGACUUGGCCACAAAAAUCAACGAGAAACCACAAGUUAUUGCCGACUACGAAUCAGGAAGAGCAAUCCCCAAUAACCAGGUUAUGGGCAAGAUCGAAAGAGCCAUCGGCCUUAAACUGCGUGGGAAGGAUAUUGGAAAACCGCUGGAAACCGGCCCCAAAGGGAAAUGACAACAAAGCCUCGAAAUCAGUUUGUUCAAACUGGUCUCGCCCGGCUGGCUCUCCUUCACCACCAGAAUCCCUCUUCGUCUUGCCAAGCUGAACAAGAGGGUUUCAGACUUGCUUUGGGGGGGAACCUGCCGAAUCUGUACCUGCUGUAAAAAGGCAACCUUAAAGAAGCGAUUUUCCUGAUUUUGUUUUUCCUUCCUCCUUUCCAGAGAUCGAGGAACUAACCCCCCAAAACCCCUGCAUCUGAUUUCCCAGAAAACGUGUGCAUCUUGGUGUUCAGAAGCACUUGGUGUGAUCUGAAAUAAUGAUCCUUUAAUUGGAAGAGUCUGGGGGCCGGGUGGGAUACAUGAUCUAUAAAUAAGGUGGAGAGGUGGGGGUUGGUCA